AUGGAUGGAGCCAGAAGUGGCCUCGCGGCUCAUGGACAGGGCGCACCUGGGCGUUUUGAAGUCGAAACACGCAUGAUGUUGAGGCCGAAAGCAGCCUGGGAUUCCGGCAAGAUGGUGUUCCGGCGGCAGGGACGCAUUAGCAAGCAUCUCCUGAUGUGCGAGUGUGACAAGUCAAGUCGAGUCAACGGUUUUGUCACUGCCAUUGUCGUCAUGAAGGAGACGUCAAUGGGGGGAUCGGAUUCCAGGACCCCGGUUCAGGAACAGGAACAGGAGGUCGGGGAUGGCCUUCUAGAAGGACCUUCUAGCGCGUACAGGGCCUUGUUGGGAGUCGGGACCUUGGCUAGCGCAGAGGACCCUAGUUGCUGGUGGAGCGGAAUGAGCACGCGCCGCUCUGAGUGUGAUUGA
Fusarium odoratissimum NRRL 54006 is the source of this 405-nucleotide messenger RNA. RefSeq lists its product as uncharacterized. The transcript is spliced from 3 exons. Bases 1 to 405 code for a protein of 134 amino acids. The record is from RefSeq and is a predicted model, not a curated record. Lineage: Eukaryota; Fungi; Ascomycota; Sordariomycetes; Hypocreales; Nectriaceae.